AUGUCUGGAUACCCUCCUCCCGGUCAGCAGCCCUACUACGGCUCUCCUCCCCCUCCCGGCCAGCCUGGCUACGGCCCUCCUCCCGGCCAGCAGCCCAUGUACUACCCUCCCCAGGGCCAGGCUCCCCCUCCCCAGGAGGAGAAGAAGGAUGACAAGGGCUGUCUCUACGGCUGGUAA
This is a messenger RNA of Colletotrichum chrysophilum, 177 nucleotides long. RefSeq lists its product as uncharacterized. The record is from RefSeq and is a predicted model, not a curated record. The transcript is spliced from 3 exons. Bases 1 to 177 code for a protein of 58 amino acids. NCBI's taxonomy places the organism in Eukaryota, Fungi, Ascomycota, Sordariomycetes, Glomerellales, Glomerellaceae.